Messenger RNA from Aedes albopictus (Asian tiger mosquito), 11028 nucleotides. RefSeq lists its product as uncharacterized. The transcript has 2 exons. Gene Ontology annotation, molecular function: nucleic acid binding. Lineage: Eukaryota; Metazoa; Arthropoda; Insecta; Diptera; Culicidae. The record is from RefSeq and is a predicted model, not a curated record. Gene Ontology annotation, biological process: DNA integration. Bases 8428 to 10311 code for a protein of 627 amino acids.
UUAACUAGAAAUCAGUUUGUCGCUAUGGUAAACUGAAAAAUUGGUUGAUUUGAACUAGAAUUUAAUUGUGUUUACAAUUUAUUUUUAUUUAUAUAUAUAGAGUAGUUAAUAUUCAUUCUCAUACAAAUAAUACUAUAUGGUGAAAUUUCUAAUUGUCAAUAUAAAACCUAUCAUAUACUAAUUAUUUUCAAAAUUACUGAAAUGUAGCUCAAGAACAAAAAAAAAAUCAUUCAAGUAUUCACCAGCUCAAACAGUAAAAUUUAGAUUAGAAUUAUAUAUUGACUUUCUUAGGAAUUCAGCAUAAAAGUUCAAUUUUUCAAUAAUUUUGAAGUCACUAUUUAGUCAUUAUUUGGUCACUUUUUUGAUAAUUUUGGUCACUAAAGUCAUUAUUAUUUUGGCACUUGAUCGCUACCAGCCCUGAUUAAUAAAUUUUUAUCUUUUUACUAAACAUAUAUGCCGCCAACUCGGCCGCCAAUUUUUCGAUAUUAAAAAUAAAUAUUUUUAAUUUAUUUAGUUCCGAUUGCAAUACCGUUCAAACGACGCCUUCCUACGAACGAUAAGCAUGUUCAUUUGGCUCACACUUUGACAGUUCUCUCUGCACGAUUGGCUCACAAUGGCCGCCUCCGCAGAUCUCUAUAAUGUAGGAUUACUAAUUGAAACGAUUGCACAUACACAUUUUCGACCUUCGGCUUUUUCAAAGAAAAUCGUUCAGGGAAUCCAGAAAAAAUAUUAUUUUUUUGAUACAGUGUUGCCAGAUAUCAUAUUUUUCAAUUUUAAAACUAAAAAUCGGUUUUUCUCAAAAUACGUAUAUUUUGAUUUUAAAAAUUUUAAUUCCAUCGUGUUUAUCAGACGUUUUUCGAUCGAAAAAGCUUAACUCUCCAAGGUAAUUUGCGUCGUUCCUGAGAUAUAGCGUUUUUAAGAAAAAAUAUUCAUUUUUUUCAUAUAAAGUAUCAUAUAAAAUCAGGUGCAGUUUAUAAAUUUCGUGAAAAAACAUUGUUCGAUGCCAUAUAAACACGUUUUGUGCUGAUUUGAACAAUAUCGAGUAUAAAAAGGAUUAAAAAAAUUGUGACAGUGUUGCCAGUUUACCUUUUUUAUUAUACCAUGAAACCUAACCUUCAAGUGUUUGAAAAUGUACAGGUUAUUCUGAAAAUCGCACCAUGUUGCAAGAUGUGUGAGCAAAAUAAAAACAAUACACACCUUUUCUAACGACCUGGUUGUUGGCCUUUUCUUCACAGACAAACAGACGUAACACCUAGAAUAAUUUUCGUGAAAAUCCAUCGCCUAGUUCACGCUAGGUGAAACGUCUAACGCUUAGAAAAAUGAUGUGCGCACCUCUGGUUGUGAAAACUACAACUAUGAAGGUUUAAAAAAAUCGUUAAAACCGUGGUCGUUGGAAUUUUUUCCAAUGUUACGUCUGUUUGUCUGUGUUUUCUUGCUUAUCGUAAUAUCUGACAAAAUGACCCGAAAAUUGACAGUUAUUGUUAGUUUGAUAGUUAGCAAUAAAAAAAUUGGUUUAUUGCAAAAGAUGAGGAUAAAUUGUUAAAAUAUAAAAUGUAUCUAUUCUGAAAUUCAUUUCAAUUGUCAUUUUAUUCAUUUCAACGAUGUUAUAGAUGUAAGUGUUGCCACACAUGUCAUUUUUAUUGUAAACAUCUAAUUUACACGAAAGCUUUCGUAAAUAGAUAACACUAAAUAAAAACAAAUGGUUUCUGUUUUUUAUACAUAACGAACACAGUUGGCAACACUGCAUGAGUAUGAGCUGAGAGAGAGGAGACAGCUCACUGACAGCCACGAUGUUUACGUUUCUUCUUCUUACUUCUCUUUACAAUUUUUUGCGCUGCACAAUGGUUUGAAAAUACAUUGUUGGUCAAAAAUGAUUAGCAUAUUGAGUUUGCCACGACAAAGCAUGGAAAAUAAAUGGAUUCUUUGCGCUCAUUGAGGGAAACUGACCAUCAUUAAUUUAACAUUUGCGAUCACAACAGACGGAGCGAAAUUUUAAUAAAAUCAUUUGGAUAUUUGGCCACUACGCACCACCAAUGUGCGAUUUUAGCUCGGUUUUCGGUGACAGUUUGUGACAGGUCCUCCUUGACAUUAGGUAGCACGCAAUCGAAGCCAGCUGUCUCCUCUCUCUCAGAGUAUGAGCAUAGAUGGCAACACAAUUCAUAAUUACUACUCCAUGGUUAAUCGCAGCGAACGAUUGUCGCUUUAGUUUGUGUGUUUGCUUGUCAGCGACGACAGCAGCCACUUCGAUCACUCACCAGCAUUCUUCAGCAGUCGCCAUUAAUUCAUUCGCUUGCGAUCAAAACUGCGAUGAACGGCAACGAAUAUCCAUGUCAAGCAACUUGCGCAUGAUAUGAUACUAUACAUUGUCGAUCUGGGAGUCACCUUUAAUUGAUCGAACAAUCGAUUUGAUUUAUCGGAAUUAACCUUCGCGUACAACCGAUCUCUUUUCCAUGUAAAAAAGCCUAAGAAAAGUAGGCUCUAGGGAGCAAACGCCACUAAUCCAUUUCACUCAGAAAUUUUUGUUCAUUCUUCGCCACGAAGAACAAACAAAAACUCAUACCAUAUGCAAUCAUAUCAAUAGACAACACAAUACUGAACACUGUUCUUCACUUCUCUGCCCGGGACAAUAAAGGACAUGAUCUAUUAUUCUGCAAUCCAGUAAGAUUAAACGCAAUACUAAGCAUCCCCGCACCUAUUGUUUGCGUUUCCGCUAAAUACUAGCAUACUUGGCAACACUGCCGUAAAAAUCAAUCAAAAGAUAUUUUUACAGGGAUUUUUAUAAAGAGUUAGACCUUCGAAUAUAAAAUAAAAGUACUGAAGUCUGAGCUACCAGUUGCGUGACGAUGCGUAGUAUCUAAUAUUAUCUAAUUCCAAAGGAUAUCAUACUUCAUAUUUUAUCAUAUUCCAUAUUUUCAGGUUCAGCUUCUGAAAUUAGCUGUGGGUUAUUGAAUGUAGUUAUAUCGAAAUGACAUUUUCAGCACUGUUGCUUAUAAAUACACUCAUCAAAUGUUUUCCUGAAUAUAUUUUACGUCGAUGUUGCCAAAUGUGCUAAACCUAAAUAAAAAAUACUUUUGGCUUGUUAAUUAGAUUUCAUACUAAAGUUCUAGUAAAAUUAAGAUUUCCACAAUGAAUAUUACAUAUUUGGCAGCACUUCCAUUCAGAUAAUGUUAAAAUAUAUGAAAUUUGUUUAGAAUUGAUGAUCUCAAUAAAUACAUUUUUUUAGUUCAACAGGUUAUGCUAGUCCAUUACGAUAGACUUAUAAUUGAUGAACUGGCACUGUAACAUUUUUUAAUCCUUUUUAUACUUGAUAUUGUUCAAAUCAACACAAAACGUCUUUAUAUGGCAUCGAACAAUUUUUUUUUUGCGAAAUUUAUAAACUGCACCUGAUUUUAUAUGAUACUUUAUAUGAAAAAAAAUGAAUAUUUUUUCUUAUAAACGCUAUAUCUCAGGAACGACGCAAAUUACCUUGGGGAGUUAAGCUUUUUCGAUCGAAAAACGUCUGAUAAACACGAUGGAAUCAAAAUUUUUAAAAUCAAAUUAUACGUAUUUUGAGAAAAAUCGAUUUUUAGUUUUAAAAUUGAAAAAUAUGAUAUCUGGCAACACUGUAUCAAAAAAAUAAUAUUUUUUCUGGAUUCCCUGAACGAUUUCCUUUGAAAAAGCCCAAGGUCGAAAAUGUGUAGGUGCAAUCGUUUCAAUGAUAAAAAUAAUAGAAAGAGAGGAUAAUUUUCAUAUCGGCCAAAACGAGGGGUGCUGCCACGGGCCGAGGGGUGAUCCGAUCGGCACCAAAAUUUGGAUUUUUUCUUUUUCCAUCUAAACAAAUGUUUCAGCCAAAUUUGGUUCAAAUCCGUGAUGGUCGGUUGCAAGUUUUCUCAUUUUCUCGGUCACUUCAUAUGGAAUGACCCAUAUCAGAGCGCCGUUGAGCUAGGAGAGCAACGUCAUCAGCCAGUUCCAAAUCAUUUAGAUGCUCCAUGGUAAUGGGCUGUCACAGCAACUUACGAUUUAGUUCACGAUCAAUCUCACCUACAAGGAUCUCGUCGAUUACGAUGAGGAACAGUAGCGGUGAUAGUAUACAUUCUUACCUCACUCCAGCAACGACCCGGAUGGGAUUGGACAAAACACCGUUAUGCAGUACUCUGCACGAAAAUGUCCUGUAUGUACUGUGCUUCAAUGAGGCCGACGAUUUUCUCAGGGACACCCUGAGCUUACUCGUAAUCAAUGAACACCAGGUAGAGAGACUGUUGGAAUUCAUUGAUUUGCUCCAGAAUGAUACGGAGUGUGACAAUAUGGUCCACACAGAAUCGUCCGGCACAGACUCCUGCUUGCUGCCGUCGGAGAAUUGCGUCAAUCUUCUCCUGUAUCCGGUUGAGAAUCACUUUGCAGAAGACUUUGAGAACGAUACACAGUAACAGGACCCAAAUUGAAUAGCGGAAGUAUCAUUUUUGUGAAGAAUAGCGAAUUCAGGAAGUUCUCGCUCCGGCCGUUUUGGAGAUGGAUCAGGACACGGAAGUUCGGCUGUCACAAGAAGUGUUCGAAUCAACGGGGAAUUCGUGGCGCUGCCUGCCAUAGAAAAGCUGUGCGGAAGAGACAACUAUUCGACUUGGGCCUUCGCUAUGCGAAUGAUUUUAAUCCGGGAAGGAAGCUGGAAUGCCGUAAGCAACGACGAAGGAUUGAACGAGGACAUCAAGCCACGAGCUUUGACAACAAUUUGAGCCUUGCAAGCUAUAACUACAGCUUGGUACAGGACGCAGUCAACACAAAGGAAGCUUGAAAGAAACUGUAAGCGGCCUUUCAAGAUAGCAGAUUAUUCAGGAAGAUUGGAUAACUGCGGAAAAUCACGUCGGUGCGUCUGGUAAACUGUGCAAGUGUAGAAGCUUACGUCGACAAACUCAUGAGCACGAGCCAUAAGCUGGCGUCAAUCGGAUUCAAGGUGGACAAUUCCUGGCUAGCUGCAAUCCUCCUGAUGGGACUACCAGCUCUCCAUCUCAUUGAAGUCAAAGGACAGGACGGACUCUAGAACUUGUUUCAAUUGUCAGAAGCCAGGUCACUUUGCUGUGAAAUGUUCAGAGAAGAAACCUACGAUGUUGCCGAGCAAGUCCAGGGGGCUUUGCAUGCGAUUUGAAUUGUGAAGACGAGCGAAUGGUAUUUAUUUUGACUCCGGUGCAACAUGUCAUAUGGCGAGGGUGGAACAAAGAUUUUUCGAUGAAGAGGCGAUGAGCCAUGAUGUCGGAACAGGUCAGAACAGGAAAGGUUGCGUAUCCCUGGAUGGCAGUGAAGGUUGUGCGAAUGUCAGAAGCGUGCUCAAGAUACCGGAUUUGGCUACUAAUUUACCUACUAUCCGUAAAUACGAUUUGUAAACGUGGUCACAAGAUGGUUUUUAUGGCGAACAAGUGUGAAGUACGGGACGAAGAUGGAGAACUGGCCAUCAUUGGUGGUGAAGAUAGUGGGCUGUAUCGAAUGAACCGUCAAGAACAAGCUUGCCAAGAAGCUGAAACAAAUUGCUUGUGGUAUCGAUUUCGAGAAUGAAGCUUUCACCAACUGGGUGUGAAGGUAAGCAAGUACGGCAGCCGUUUCCAAGCAGCGAGUCGAGGACCAAGGAGCUACUGCCGUUGGCGUUGGUGCAUUCAGACUUAUGUGGUCCAAUCGAAGUUCCGUUGAAAGGAGGCAGUCGCUAUUUUAUGACGUUUGUGGAUGAUUCCAGCCGGAAGGUGAAUGUUUCCUUUAACCAGAAUAAAAGUCAGGCAGAUCAAAAUUGUACGAUCGGAUAAUGGCACGGAAUAUGUGAAUGGAGAAUUUCGCCAACUGUUUUAAGCCGAGGGUAUUCGUCACCAAACAACAUGUCCAUACGCGCCGUAGUAGAACGGCGUUGCUGAAAGAAUGAAUCGUACUCUGGUAGAGAAGGCUAGAUGUUUGGUAAACGACGCUAAAUUUGGCAAAGAGUUUUAGGCAGAAGCAAUAUCGACUGCAGCGUAUUUGGUGCAUCGAAAUCUGUCACGAGCGUUGGAUAACAAGACAACUGAAGGAGCCUGGUCUGGUACAAAACCCAUCCUGAAGCAACUGAAGAUUUUCAGAUCAAGUGUGAUGGUUCACGUUCCCAAAAUCAAACGGCGGAAAUUGGAUCCCAAAUCCAGGAGAGCAAUUUUUGUUGGAUAUUGUGAAGACACUAAAGGAUACAGAGUGUAUGACCCACGCUAUGUCCAAAGGGAAGUAUUAUGAAAAUCGAAUGUACCUCAAAUGCUAUUCCAUAGGAUCGUAGGUUUGGACCUCUAGUUUCAGAAUCUGUUUGGUUUAAAAUAUUUCAUCUUGGGUUUUUUUAUUUUUUUAGAUUUUUUUUAUUUUUUUUCCUAUUUUUCCAUACAAAUGGCAAAAAAAGUCAUUUUAAGGUUAAUUUCAUCCCAUAUAAAAAUGCAUGGGAAAAAAACCCAAGAUGGAUUAUUUUAAAUCACACAUAUUCUGAAUCUGGAGGUCCAAAAAUACGGUUCUAGCGAAUAAACGUUGAGGUAUGGUAUGUGGGGGCAAGAUGGGUCAGGGGGCAAGAUGGGUCAGAACCGUUUUCAACCGUACUAUAUAUUUUUUGAAUCUUCCAAUAAUUUUCCCAGAUGAAAAUUCUUUACGUUCCUUGCACAGAAAAAAAUAAAAUAUUUUUUCGUUAUACUCCUUAUGCUAUACAUUCCAUAUAACUACGUGUAUUGUGUAGACGGGGCAAGAUGGGUCACCCUAAUUUUUCGGUAUGUUUGCAUAGUUUUUGAAAAUGUUUUAUUCUUCAUUGAAAGGCUAUUCUGUGACCUACAUUAUCGAAGCAGUUAGAGCACUCACACCAAAAAUCUAUUGAGGGUUUCAGCAAAAUUUUGCUGAAUUUUGCCGAGCUGAAGGUUUCAGUAAACAUUUUGCUGAAAUUCAGCAAAAUUUUGCUGAUUUGUUCAGUAAACUCUGCUGAUCACCAGUAACGUUUUGCUGAAAUUCAGCAAACUUUGCCGAAAGUUCAGCAAAAAAAUUUGCUGAACCCUUCAGCUCGGCAAAAUUCAGCAAAAUAUUGCUGAAAGCGUUUGGUGUGCUGAGAGUUUGUGAAACUAUUUUUGAAAUUUUCCUACAAAAAAUAUAGGUUUUCAAAGUCCGUUCAUGGCUACCUGAACAAAAAUCUUCUAGCUCUGAGAAUAAUCUACCGAUAUGUUUCAAAACUUUUUUCAUGUAAUCUUUACGUCUGUGAAGCUUAGAUGUAUAGAGAAAAAAUAGAAGAUAUAGUAUUUUUUGUUGGAGAAAAAUCGAGUUUUCUGAUAGCUGACCCAUCUUGCCCCCGUAAAAAUGAGGUGGGGCAAGAUGGGUCAUGUUUUGAAAAUUGCUUGUCAAGAAGCAGGUUUCAAACUUUAUGACCUUUCUAUACUUUUAUACCAUAGCUGACUAGUGUAUCUGAGAGUCGUGGUAGAAUACAGAGAAAUGCGAUUUAUAUUCAGACAGUUAUAGGGGUCCAUUUCUUAGGUGACCCAUCCUGCCCCCACUUACCAUACAUUCACUUUUCAUAAUACUUCCCUUUGGACAUAGCGUGUGACCCAGCCAGCGACAGUUAAGAAAUUAGCCGAGAUGUAGCAAUGUUGGCUGAAGGCGUUGAUGUUUCGGAAGCGAGCCGUACCGAAUCCGUCAAGCCCGUAGAAUUCAUGGAAUUGUAUUUCAAAGACGUUGUUGUUCCUGCGAUAGAAACUGUGGAACGAAGCUGCGAACGGGCCGAUAGUUUGGAAAGCGAAGAUUUUCGAAGACGCUUGCGAUGAAGUUGCGCUCCCACCGCAAACAAGUAGACCAUCCUGAUGAAAUGCAGCCAGCAAGGGUUAAGGCGCAACGGUCGGAGCGCCGGUGUCCAGGCAAGUGUAACGAUUUUAUUUCUUAUAGUUCAUUUACUGGCGGAACCGUUUACUCUCAGAUGCCAACGUACGAUGCGAAUCCAAUUGAUGAUCCAACGAGUUACGAGGAAGUCCUGCGUCGGCCGGAUCGAAAGCGCUGGAUCGAGGCUAUGAAGGACGAGAUGAAAUCCUUGUACGAGAACCAAAUGUGGGUCCUGGAUAAUCUCUCUGAAGGACGGAAGGCGAUCCAAAACAAAUGGGUGUUUAAGACGAAGCGUGGCCCCAAGAAAGCAUUCAACGAUAUAAAGCGCAACUUGCGGUGAAGGAAUGUUCUCCACGCCCAGGGAUGGACUACGCCGAGAUAUACACUCCACUAGUAUGGUAUGCGACUGUGCGUUUCUUGAUGGCAAUGGCAGUGAAACAUGACCUGGACGUUGAUCAACUGGAUGCGAUGAGCGCAUUUCUCCAGGGUGAGUAGAAUGACCAGGACAUUUUCAUGCAUGAUGCAACCGGAAGGAUUCCCUGCAGUGACUGGCAAAGUUUACAAACUCAAGAAAGCGCUUUAUGGUCUCAAACAAUCUAGUCGUGUGUGGAUGCCAUGUUAGCAGGUCUUGAGCACACCUGCGGCUACCUGGACGACGUCAUCGUAGGAGGUAAGGACGAAGAAGAACAUUGGCGGAAUCUAGUGGCACUUUUUCGACGGCUUCAGGAGUUUGGGUUUACAGUGCGGCUGGAAAAGUGUUCGUUCGGCCAGGCCCAAAUCAAAUACCUGGGUCACUUAACCGAUCAGCAUGGCGUCCGACCAGACCCGGCGAAGGUCGAAGCAAUCAGGCAAAUGCCUGCACCUGUGGAUGUGUCGGGCGUGCGCGCCUUCCUCGGCGCGGUAAAUUUCUAUGGCAAAUUUGUGCCAAACAUGCGUGCCAUCCGAUAUCCGUUGGACCAGUUGUUGAAAGCAGGAGCAAAGUUCGAGUGGACCGCCGAAUGCCAGGCUGCUUUCGACAAGUUUAAGGAGAUACUAACGUCCGACCUGCUUUUGACGCAUUAUAAUCCAGCCCUGGAAAUUAUCGUUGCAGCUGAUGCGUCGUCGAUAGGUCUGGGUGCCACGAUCAGUCAUCGUUUUCCAGACGGGUCGAUAAAAGUGGUUCAGCAUGCAUCGAGAGCGCUCACUGCUGCCGAGCGGAAUUAUAGCCAAAUCGACCGUGAAGGACUGGCUAUUAUCUUCGCAGUCACGAAAUUUCAUCGUAUGGUGUUUGGUCGUAAGUUCAGGCUACAAACGGACCACGCACCACUGCUGCGGAUUUUCGGGGCCAAGAAAGGCAUUUCCGUUUAUACAGCCAACCGGCUGCAGCGGUGGGCACUUAUGCUGCUCAUGUAUGAUUUUACGAUCGAAUAUGUGGCUACAGAGAAGUUGGGUCAGGUGGAUGUCUUGUCGCGCCUCAUAAAUCAACACGCUAAACCAGACGAAGACUACGUUAUAGCAGCAGUCUCGCUUGAGGAUGAUGUCAGGUCAGUGGCCUUUAGCUCGUUCAACGUUCUUCCACUCAAUUUCAGCGAUGUCCAGCAAAGCACCAAAAAGGACCCGGUCCUCAGCAAAGCGCUGAAAUGCAUCCAGGAAGGUUGGCACGAAGCUCCAGUGGCUACAGCGGAUCGCGAGUUGCACAAGCUGUAUCAUCACCAAGACUCGCUGACGUCCGUCCAAGAUUGCAUCAUUUUCGGGGAACGGCUCGUCAUUCCGAAGCAAUUGCGAAAACGGUGCCUGGAGCAGUUACACCAAGGACACCCUGGGAUCCAGAGGACGAAGGCCAUAGCCCGAUCGUAUGUAUAUUGGCCUUCUAUCGACAGCGAAAUUACGGAUUUUGUGAAAGCGUGCCCUCACUGUGCACUAGUUGCCAAGUCUCCAGCCCAUGCUGCGCCGGUUCCCUGGCCAAAAUCGCAACGGCCAUGGCAACGAGUGCAUGUCGAUUACGCAGGGCCUCUCGACGGUGAUUAUUUCCUUCUGGUGGUGGACUCGCACUCGAAGUGGCCGGAAGUAGUGCAAACAAGCCGGAUUACUGCACCGGCAACGAUAAGGAUUCUCCGCAGUCUCUUCGCUCGACUGGGAAUGCCGGAAACGCUCGUCUCCGAUAACGGCACCCAAUUUACGAGUGCGGAGUUUGCCGAAUUUUGCAACACCAAUGGCAUUCAACAUAUCACCACAGCACCGUUCCACCCCCAAUCCAACGGGCAGGUAGAGCGGUUUGUUGACACGUUCAAACGAGCAACGAAGAAAAUUCGCGAAGGAAAGGGGUCAAUGCAAGAAGCUUUGGACCUGUUUCUGUUGACAUACAGGAGCACGCCAAACACGUACGCACCGAACGGUUUGUCACCAGCAGAAGCGAUGUUCGGCCGGCGAAUCCGAACAAAUUUGGAACUGCUGCGACCACCAUCCAAUCGUCAACACGAAGCAGAUGGGCAUCCGGCAAGCCGCCGGUCAUUCCAAUGAAACGACCUGGUCUACGUGAAGCUUUACAGCGGAAACAAGUGGAGUUGGACACCUGGAACGGUUCUGGAGAAGAUAGGACAAGUUAUGUACAAUGUGUGGGCAGAUAAUCGCCGUCUAGUACGCUCGCACGUGAACCAGUUAAGAAAACGUUCUUCAUCAAAUUCCGGACCUGUACCAGAGCCAGCCAAGUCAAGAAAACCUUCAGCCCUACCUUUAGAUGUCCUACUGGCAGCAUGGAACUUGCAGGAACCAAACCAACUACCAACGUCUGGACAAUCAACGACGCCUACCUCGGUCGGCAAUAUGGAUGUUCCGUCGAUAUCACCUCCGUCGGAAGGUACCUCAAGCCAGGCCGUCCUUCCGAUCCCCUCAACUCAAGCACCAUCAACCAAGUCCUCCAACAUCGAGUCAGCAAGGUCAAGCACACCUGUAGUACAGCAGCCUCGACGUUUUUCGCGCAUUAGAAGGAUGCCUGGGCGGUUCAACCUGUACCAGCAGAUUUAACGGGGGAGAUGUUGGGGCGAAUGGAGCAGAGCUGGGAGCACGGUCUCAUACUGACCGUCGCCUCGCUUUACCACUGGGCUCUUUCCUGACAGCUGAGCUGUCAUGCGACUGAUGCAACGUCAGUGAUAAAUGUCAUUGCCACUUCCGUCCGAUCUUAAUCUCGAUGUGUCGCAUAUUUUAAUAAAGUAGUUUUGUCUAGUUUUAAUCAUUGAA